AACAUUUUUUCUGUAAAUCGUAAAAAGACUGCAGUGCUGAGUAACAAAACAAUUGUGAAGAUAAUGAAUUCUUGGAUAGUUCACUUCUCGAUUCAAUUAAUUCUUGCGAUACAGGAAUGGGUGCGGCAAAGUCAAUUUUUCAUAUGAGAAAUAGGAUUCGAUCCUAUGCAAUCGGAAAAAUGGAAAAGUUGCUACUACUGCUCAACGUAUUUUUCAUCGCUGUAUGCGCACAAAGACCAGGUGGGGAGUACCCAUCGUUUUUCAACAUAGGAGGAGUAUUGAGUAACAAUGACAGCGAGACUCACUUUUCCCUGGUUAUAGCUCAUCUCAACUUUGAUCAAACAUAUGUGCCAAGAGGUGUUACCUAUUAUGAUAAAACCAUAAGAAUCGACAAAAACCCCAUAAAAACUGCUUUGGAUGUUUGCAAACAUUUGAUUUCCCGCCGAGUAUACGCUGUCGUAGUAUCUCAUGAACCGACUGGUGACCUGUCACCUGCUGCUGUUAGUUAUACAAACGGUUUUUACCAGAUCCCAAUAAUUGGUAUUUCAUCACGAGAUGCUGCAUUUUCAGAUAAAAAUAUCCACGUGUCCUUCCUAAGAACGGUACCACCUUUCUACCACCAAGCGGAUGUGUGGCUUGAAAUGUUGAGUCAUUUUGGAUACACAAAGGUCAUCGUCAUACACAGCUCCGACACUGAUGGUCGAGCAAUUCUCGGGAGAUUCCAAACGACGUCACAAACUAACUAUGACGACAUAGAUGUUCGCGCUACAGUCGAAAGCAUUAUAGAAUUCGAGCCCAAACUUGAAACCUUUACUGAAAAUUUAAUGGAGAUGAAAACUGCACAAUCUAGGGUAUAUUUGUUGUACGCCAGCACUGAGGAUUCCUAUGUCAUCUUUCGAGAUGCGGCACAGAAUAAUUUGACGGAGGCAGGGCAUAUUUGGAUUGUUACGGAGCAGGCACUUCAGGCGAAUAACACACCGAUUGGUGUGCUUGGCUUGAAACUCAAUAAUUCUAACAGUGAAAAUGAACAUAUAAAGGAUGCAAUAUAUGUUUUAGCAUCAGCAAUCAAGGAGAUGAUUACACAUAACGAAACAAUUACUGAAGCACCAAAGGAUUGUGAUGACACAGGUGCCGUUUGGGAAUCAGGAAAAAGGAUGUUCAACUACUUGAAAACGAGGCACAUAAAGGGAGAAACAGGACACGUUGCUUUCGACAGUAAUGGUGAUAGAAUCUAUGCUGCAUAUGAGGUUAUAAAUGUUCAACAACCAACUAUGUCAUCAGCUCGGAAAAACGUCAAAGUUGGAAGUUUUUUCUACGACGAAGAAAAGGGACGAAUGAGGCUGAAAAUUAACGAUACCAUGUUAAUUUGGCCGGGAAACACCGAAAAGAAACCCGAAGGAAUAAUGAUUCCAACUCAUUUGAAGGUGCUUACCAUUGAAGAAAAACCGUUUGUGUAUGUGCGAAAAUUAUUGGAUGAUGAAAUUGAUUGCGAAGACGAUGAGAUUGUUUGUCCACAUUUCAAUUCCACUGAUGGAAAUGAAAAGGACUAUUGUUGCAAAGGCUACUGUAUAGAUCUGUUGAAGGCAUUAGCGCAAAGAAUUAACUUCACAUAUGAUCUAGCUUUAUCACCCGAUGGACAGUUCGGACACUACCAGCUUAAGAACCACACAACGGGUAUCGGAACAAGCGUCAAAAAGGAAUGGAACGGACUAAUUGGCGAGCUUGUAGUAGAGAGAGCAGAUCUUAUAGUUGCACCGUUAACAAUCAAUCCGGAGAGAGCGGAGUUCAUUGAAUUCUCCAAGCCUUUCAAAUAUCAAGGCAUUACAAUAUUAGAAAAGAAACCAUCGCGAUCCAGCACUCUGGUAUCUUUCUUACAACCCUUUAGUAAUACUUUGUGGAUAUUGGUUAUGGUGUCUGUGCACGUCGUAGCAUUGGUUUUAUAUCUGUUGGAUAGAUUCUCGCCAUUUGGGCGAUUUAAGCUAACUACCAACGAUGGAACCGAAGAAGACGCCCUAAACUUGAGUUCCGCCAUCUGGUUCGCGUGGGGAGUGCUGCUGAACAGUGGAAUUGGAGAAGGAACGCCACGCAGCUUUUCAGCACGAGUAUUAGGUAUGGUGUGGGCAGGAUUCGCCAUGAUAAUUGUAGCAUCGUACACUGCCAAUCUUGCUGCGUUUCUCGUGUUGGAGCGACCGAAAACUAAAUUGUCUGGAAUCAACGAUGCACGACUUCGCAAUACUAUGGAAAAUUUAACAUGCGCAACUGUUAAGGGAUCUGCUGUAGAUAUGUACUUUCGCAGACAAGUUGAGCUAUCGAACAUGUACCGAACGAUGGAAGCAAAUAAUUACGACACAGCCGAACAGGCCAUCCAGGACGUCAAAGACGGAAAGCUAAUGGCAUUCAUCUGGGAUUCCUCUCGCUUAGAAUACGAGGCAGCUAAAGACUGCGAGUUGGUUACUGCCGGAGAACUGUUUGGCCGAAGUGGCUACGGUAUUGGUCUACAGAAAGGAUCACCAUGGACAGAUGCGGUAACAUUGGCAAUAUUGGAUUUUCAUGAGAGUGGAUUCAUGGAAUCGCUUGACAAGGAAUGGAUAUUCCACGGCAACAUUCAACAAUGUGAACAAUUCGAGAAAACUCCCAACACAUUGGGUUUGAAGAACAUGGCAGGCGUUUUCAUCCUAGUCGGUGCAGGAAUUGUUGGUGGAAUUGGAUUGAUUAUUAUAGAAGUCAUCUACAAAAAACAUCAAAUCAAGAAACAGAAAAAGCUGGAAAUAGCUCGCUACGCUGCAGACAAGUGGAGAGGAACUAUAGAGAAACGGAAGACUUUGCGUGCAUCUCUAGCCAUGCAACGGCAAUACAAUGUAGGGUUGAAUUCCGUUUCGAAAUCCAUCAGCCAAGCUGUAGACAAGAACCGAAAUCCAAAGCUCAAUCCUUUGUCACGAGCACCGGAGAGAGCUUGGCCGGGGGAUCUUGAAAUAGCACGCAACCGUCGUAACAACGAUCAAAUAUACAAACCACCUCCAAGAUACAUGCCUACAUAUGCUACUGAUGUAUCACACUUGGUGGUGUGAAGUAAAUAUAAUAUUACAGUGUUAUUAGCAUUCAAUUAAAUGCAUGGAUCUGUGUCAAAAAUAAAUCAAACUGUUAAAUGUUACAUAAU
Messenger RNA from Armigeres subalbatus, 3157 nucleotides. RefSeq names its product glutamate [NMDA] receptor subunit 1 (gene Nmdar1). Gene Ontology annotation, biological process: regulation of membrane potential; monoatomic ion transport; ionotropic glutamate receptor signaling pathway. The transcript has 15 exons. The record is from RefSeq and is a predicted model, not a curated record. NCBI's taxonomy places the organism in Eukaryota, Metazoa, Arthropoda, Insecta, Diptera, Culicidae. The coding region runs from base 117 to 3068 and encodes 983 amino acids. Gene Ontology annotation, cellular component: plasma membrane; neuron projection; NMDA selective glutamate receptor complex. Gene Ontology annotation, molecular function: NMDA glutamate receptor activity.